AUGAGGGGGUUGCUGGUGUGCAUUGCCUCGUGCGCAGGUUUGGCUGCUGCGAGUCCACGGCUGGGUCGCGACCUGCGAGCCUGCGUGGCCGAGGUGCUGGGUGAGGGAGCGGACGGGCGCGUCGUCGGGCCAGAAGAAUCGACGUACACCGAUGCCCGGAUGGGAGAAUCGAUCCAGUUUGAGCAGAUGCCAGCGUUGAUUGCGUACGCGAGCCGCGCCUCGCAGGUUGCGCCUCUUGUUCGGUGUGCGCGGAGGUCGCGCGUCAGAGCUGUUCCGAGGGCAGGAGGGCACCACCUCGUCAUCGACGUGACGCACAUCGACUACGUCCGCGUCUCGGCCGACAAGGCAACCGCCCGGGUCGGCGGCGGGAUACGUCUCGGAGCCUUGUACACUGCUCUUCAUCACCAUGGGCGCGACUGGCCGGGCGGGAUCUGCCCCACCGUCGGCUUGUCCGGGUUCCUCGGCGCGGGCGGCUUCAACAUGCAGAUGCGCACCUUGGGCCUCGGCGUGGACCACGUCGUCGCCGCAAAGGUCGUGCUCGCCAACGGUCAUCUCGUCGACGCCUCUGCCAGAGAGAACAGCGACCUGUUCUGGGCGGUGCGCGGCGGGGGCGGAGGCUCGUACGGCAUCGUCGUCGAAUGGACCCUCGGGCUCUCGCAGUUCCCUCGCUCCUCCAUGGUCCGCAUCAGAUGGGACGAGCCGGAAUCCAGGGUCGAUCUGGCAACUCGCUUCCUUGAGUGGGCGCCCAGAACGGACCCGGCAUUCAUGUCCUCUGUCAACGUGUACAAGAACCGGACCGAAGUCUUGGGCUGGUGUCUCGGGUGCGCACUCGACCACGCGAGGGCUCUCAUGAACUCGUCCGGCCUGCUGGCCAUCGGGAAACCCCAAGUCAAAAUCUCGGGAGGUUGUAAUUCCGUCAACGCCCGCAUCUUCGGGUACGCUGUGGGUGACUGCAUCCCAGACGCAGAAGUGUCCAAGUAUGCGCCGUUGGCGAUGAACGUGCUGCAGCAGCCAUUCGCCCGGGUGGGCAAAUAUCCGACAUUCGCAUGGAACGAGACUCGUCAGGACCCGAGAGCUCCCCAGGCGCAGCCCUGGCCCAGGUUUAGAAGAAUGAGCAAGAGCUUCUUCAUGCAGAAGAGUAAGAAGCUGGGCAGAGAAGCGGUGCAGAGUCUGGUGGACAGGCUGACGGAGCUGCCGGAUGAGGUGAGCGGUUGGGGGGAGUGGCAUGCGUGGAACAUUAGUCGAAAAGGAGAGGAUCAGGCGGCAUUUGCGUGGAGGGGGGAAGCGUAUGCUCAUCUAGAGUUUAUAUUGACGGGGUCCGAGGACGCCGAGAAGCAGAAGUGGCUGGCCGACUGGAACAACGACUUGGAAGGCUAUCUCAGGCCAUUGACCGGUCCUGCUUCGUAUGCUGGCUAUAUGGAUGCCGAUAUCUCGACAGAUCCGCUGCAGUCGUACUAUGGGCGUAAUGUAAACAGGUUGCAGCUGAUCAAGGCCAAGUAUGACCCGUCCAACUUUUUUGAUAACCCGUUGGGUGUUGUCCCUGGUCGAUAG
This is a messenger RNA of Metarhizium album ARSEF 1941, 1551 nucleotides long. Its product is annotated as FAD linked oxidase domain protein. The record is from RefSeq and is a predicted model, not a curated record. The transcript has 4 exons. Gene Ontology annotation, molecular function: oxidoreductase activity; FAD binding. The coding region runs from base 1 to 1551 and encodes 516 amino acids. NCBI's taxonomy places the organism in Eukaryota, Fungi, Ascomycota, Sordariomycetes, Hypocreales, Clavicipitaceae.